This is a messenger RNA of Salvia hispanica, 2357 nucleotides long. RefSeq names its product embryo defective 2739. Gene Ontology annotation, cellular component: cytoplasm. Lineage: Eukaryota; Viridiplantae; Streptophyta; Magnoliopsida; Lamiales; Lamiaceae. The record is from RefSeq and is a predicted model, not a curated record.
CUAAGUUCUAUCCCCACUUUUCAAUAUCCAGAAAGAAUUGACCUUGUAACAUGUGAAAAGAACCGACCCAAAAAUAGGGUAUCACUGUUCAAACACGUAAAAAUUGGGGGAUUUGCGAUGGGUUUUGGAGCAUGGUUCGAUGUGAUUCUUUUCUCAAUUUUUCGUGUUACCGUUGGAGAUGCCCUCACCGCCGACUCAGCCUGACGCCUCAUCCCCGCGGCCUCGCCUCUGCAAUCAGCUCCUCGCCUUCUGCCCACCAACUGCUUGAUAGAUUGCUCCAAUUGAUAGAUUCCUGUUUCCUUUCUUUCUCACUCAUCCCUCUCUCUUUCAUUAUUAUUGUCACCAUCCCUUCUCCCCAUUUCCCCUAAAUUCAACUAAGCAAUCCCAAUACCCCAUUCUUACCUAUCAAGAUUGGAUUUUUUUUUUCUCAAUCCGAGCUGAUUUUUGGCGAGUGAUUGGUUCCUGAUUUCAUUUGUGUGAAUCUUGAUUGGAGUUUGAUUCUUGUUCCAAUUCAGUGUGGUGCUGGCGUUGGGACCAUAAAUCAUGUCGGGAACAGGCACGACGAGAUGACGUCAAAAUUAACGGUAAGACCGCCUUACGAGGCGGAGAGCUCGCUCGAGAUCACACUACGCCAGACAUUCUAUUGUCUCGAGCCUCAGCUUAGGCCCCCUUUUCCUCUCACUAUCCCAACUCAAGAACAGUACUCGCUGCUCAACAAAGCCAUUCUCUACGCUAUCUUAUCCGAACCCCACCUCCGUAAAAUCCACAUUAAGCAUUUACACGGUGUUAUAACUGAUGGAUACGGCUACUUCACCAGCAUUCUUGUUAUAAUUGUGAAUGAUAUAUAUGGGAAGUUGGUCGAUUCUGCAAAAAGGCAGCUUCUUUGGAUUAUCCGGGAGAUGGUUGAUGUGGCAGCGGUUGGGUUUACUGAUUUACUGGUGGCCCUUCUGCGGCAGAUUGUUGCUGGGGAUUCUAGUGAGGAGAAUCUGUGGUUGUGUUACGAAAUGGUCACCCUUUUCUCCAGCAAAUGGGAUUGCCUUCUUCAAGAAGGCUCAUCGGGUUUGACUGCUGCUUUGUAUGUGUUUCUGAGGUUGCUGUCUGAUCACUGCAGGGUAUCGAUAUCGAAUGCUCCAAAGUUUGAAUCUUUAAUCAAAUUGGAGAAGGAUUUUUGUGUGAAGAUGUUAAGGGAGAAAUUCGGCUUGUGUUUGAGGAUUGGGAGGGAUCUUGUUAGGCUUUUGCAGGAUUUGGUUCAUGUUCCGGAGUUUCGGGCCAUAUGGAGGGACUUGUUGUAUGCACCUAGCGUUUUUGGAGUUGGUGAGUUUUUGGAUAUAUCAAUGUUGUAUUAUACAAAGACUCCAAAAUGGUUUUUUUUGCUUACGGUGAGUCCACAAAUGGAGUCUCAGUUGAGGUUUUUGCUGACUCAUGUGGAACAUGGUAGCCAAUUGAGGUAUCAGGAUUGGUUUACAAAGAAGUUUCUCAGUGCACCUGAGAAAAAUGCAGUCUUGAUUGAUAUAGUGAGGUUUAUAUGCUGUGCUCACCAUCCAUCUAAUGAUAUUAUUCAUUCAGGUAUCAUCCAGAGAUGGGCUGUGAUAGGUUGGUUACUGAAGUCCUGCAUGAAAAACUACAUUGCAGCAAAUAUGAAGCUUGCGUUAUUUUAUGAUUGGCUGUUCUUCAAUGAAAAGUUAGAUAGUGUUAUGGAUAUCGAGCCUGCACUUUUGCUGAUGGUGCAUUCUAUCCCUGAAUAUAUUGACAUUACAAAUUCUCUGCUUGAGUUUCUGUUUCUUUUAUUGGAUAAUUAUGAUCUUGAGAGGAAGGAGAUUGUGCUUCGUGGAAUAUCAUCUUCUUUGCAUACACUUCUUAGGAAAGGCGUUGUUAAGUCGUUAGAAGUGUUAACUAGAUGUGAUAAGCUUUCUCAGAAUCUUAAGGAAAGACUUGCAGAAUUGCUCUCGGGGUGUUCUGGCUUUGUAGAUAAUUCCAGAAUACUAACUUCUCAGAUGCUGUAGUCGGCCUUCGUUUUUCCUGUCUGGAAAGCCCAACAUCGUUAACCGGCCUUCACAAGAAGCUCUUUGCAGCAGUUGAGGUACAACUAUUUAACAGUAUCAGCGGUCUAUUUAUCCGGUACUUGUACUUGGCUGUUGGCACAAACAUCUGCAGCAUUUCUCUGUGAGCUUGUUGUAGGAGAACUUAAACUUUUCAAUACAAGUUUCUGGAUCGAAGAAGUUUAGGGCAUGAUUGAUAAUUGUAAUACUCUUUAAUUCUUUUUUUGGGACUCUCUAUUUCACUUCUUUUAGUUCCAAUAGAAUCAAAUUAUUCUGAUGGAAAACAGUGCCUGUUUCUCAAAUGAAAUUAUUGCUCUU